Molecule: messenger RNA, 774 nt
Organism: Arachis ipaensis
Lineage: Eukaryota; Viridiplantae; Streptophyta; Magnoliopsida; Fabales; Fabaceae
Gene: CLE12
Product: CLAVATA3/ESR-RELATED 12
Source: RefSeq, a predicted model, not a curated record
GCCACCAUGACCCUCAAAAUUUCCCAACUACUUCACAUUCUCCUUUGGCUAUCCCUAAUAUUAUUCUUGCUUUUUCAUGAGUAUUGCAAUCUCAACUCCAAGAUCAACAAGCCUACUAACCCUAAAAAUCAUCAUCACCACCCUUUCAACAAUGGAAGAAAAGUUCUUCUAGCUAGCAAAUUUGACUUCUCUCCUUUCUUCAACCACCAUCAUCGCCAUAAACAUCCUCCGCCCGACCCUUCAGACACAGAGAUUGAUCCGCGCUAUGGCGUCGAGAAGCGCCGUGUACCAACCGGUCCAAAUCCAUUACACCAUUGAUGAGAAUGAAGCCUCAAACCUAAGGGGGUUGGUGCAUGAAAAGAUUAGAGGCAAAAAAAAUUUAAUGGUUAGUAGUGGAAGCUUUGAUAUUGAUAUUAAUAUAUAAUAUAACAUGGGUGCAUGAUAUAUGCUACUAAAUCCAUUUUUGUUUUGUUAACUUUUUUCUUUUUAAUUUUUUUUCUACUCAUUUUCCAUAUUCCAUAUGGACUACUGCUUGUUGAUAUUGAAACCAGAAAUUAGUUGAAUUGACCUUAUUGUAUGAUAUGAAUUAUGAUGUGAUAUUAUAUUAUAUGUUAUUAAGUUCAUUAAUUUAUUUGUUUCCGAGUUACCAAAAAACAAAAAAUUGAAAAUUACCACACAUUUUCAGGUUUUCAGUGCAUUUUGAGUUAUGAUGAUUACCAUGAUUUAUUUAAUUUUUUUUUCUUAUUUCGUCAAUGUAAUAAUGAUUCAUGAAAG